CAUUCGCUAUCGAAUCGGGACGUCGUGCCAGUCUGUUCUGGGCGUCUGCCGAAUGAACACGUGUGUGUCUCCCGCCAAAAGCCACAAAGAUCCCCGCGAGAAAGUUUCCAUUUUGAAGGUUUUUUCGCCUCGACAGUAAAAAAUGAGCGGCGGCUUCAACUUCGGGCAGCAAACGGGCUUCUCGUUCGGGGCCCAGAGGCCCGCUGCCCCCGCCGCCGCGGCGGCCCCGGCCGGCUUCGGCAUGAGCGCCGGCCCGGCGGCCCCGGCCCCGGCGGGAGGAGGCUUCUCCUUCGGAGCCGCCGCGCAGCCCAGCGCCGCCCCGGCCGGGGGCUUCAGCUUCGGCACCCCGGCGAACAGCGCCCCCGCCCCGGCCCCGGGGUUCUCCUUCGGGACCCCCGGAACCACCAACGCCGCCGGGUUUGGCCAAGCCGGUGCGGCUCCGGCCGCGGCCCCGGCGGGGCUGGCUCUGGGAUCCGUGGCUCCCCCGGGGACCGGCUUCGCUCUGGGGGGAGCGCUGUCCGGCCAGACCGCCGCCCCCCCGGCGGGAGGAGGCUUCAGCUUCGGGGUUCCCUCUCAAGCUCAACCAGCUCAAGCUCCAGCUACAGCAGCAGUUGCACCCACGACAGCUGCAGCAGCACCAGCCGGGAUGUCGUUUGGGGCGUUCAGUUUUGGGGCUUCAAAAGUGCAGAUGACCACAGCAGCUCCGGCUCCCACGGGUGGAGGCUUCGGCUUGGGCACCACGGCUCCAUCCAGCCUCGCCCAGCCCCAGAUCCAGCUCCAGCCUCAGCUUCAACCCCAGCUCCAGGCACAGCUACAGCUCCAGCCCCAACCCCAGCUCCAGCUCCAGCCAGCCUCCACCGCUGCAGUAGCAGCAACCCAGGGUGGAGGUUUUAGCUUUGGGAUCAAACCUUCAUCAACCCCAGCUCCACCUGCGGCGACCCAGGCAGCACCGUCUUCAGGCUCGAGUCUCUUUGCUCUACCCAUCCCUUCAUCUGUUGCACCUUCAGCUGCACCUUCAGUUGUACCUUCUGCUGCAGCUUCCACUGCAGCAGCGACAGGCUUUACGUUGGGGGCAAUUCCAGCUACUUCAGCAGCCAUCGCCCCAACCACAGCUGCCCCUGGGGGAGCUUUGUCUUUUAUGCUCAAACCUCUGGGGGCGGCCGCCGCCACCUCUGCUCCCGCCUCCACUGCCGCGGUUGUGCCCGGUACGACAGCGACUGCUGCUGCUGCUCCGGGCUUUUCGCUGGGAUUCAAACCGGCGUCCAGCACAGGUAUCGCAACAGCUACGGCCACAGCCGCAACGAUCACUACGACCGCAGCUCCUCCGGUGAUGACCUACGCUCAGCUCGAGGGUCUCAUCAACAAGUGGAGUCUUGAGCUGGAGGAUCAGGAGAGACAUUUCCUCCAGCAGGCGACUCAGGUGAAUGCCUGGGACCGCAUGCUGGUGGAGAACGGAGAGAAAAUCACAGCGCUGCAUAAGGAGAUGGAGAAGGUGAAGUUGGACCAGAGGAGGCUAAACCAGGAGCUGGAUUUCAUCCUGUCCCAACAGAAGGAGCUGGAGGACUUGCUUUGCCCGCUUGAGGAGUCUGUGAAGGAGCAGAGCGGGACCAUCUACAUGCAGAACGCUGACGAGGAACGCGAAAGAACAUACAAGCUCGCCGAGAACGUGGAUGCGCAGCUGAAGAGGAUGUCACAGGACCUGAAGGAGAUCAUAGAGCACCUGAACACAUCCAGUGGUCCAGCCGACACCAGUGAUCCACUUCAGCAGAUCUGUAAAAUUCUCAACGCUCACAUGGAUUCACUGCAGUGGAUCGACCAGAACUCAGUUCUCCUGCAGAGAAGAGUGGAAGAAGUGUCCAAACUAUGCGACACAAAGCGCAAGGAGCAAGAGAAAACCUUUCGUCUAACGUUUGACUGAUGUGCAGAACGCGGGUCCCCCCCGUGUGAGAUGUGAUGACUUCUUUAUGCUUUAAGUUUGCCUCCAUGUUCCACUGUUUUUCCCCUCAGUGGUUUUGCUUUGCAUGAAUAUGAUAAAGAUCAUUAUUUUCAUGCAGUAGCCUUUUCUAUGAAGAAUUGUUCUGAAUAGUCUAAUUAAAAAAAAUCUUU
Molecule: messenger RNA, 2106 nt
Organism: Cololabis saira (Pacific saury)
Lineage: Eukaryota; Metazoa; Chordata; Actinopteri; Beloniformes; Belonidae
Product: nuclear pore glycoprotein p62-like
Exons: 1
Coding region: 143-1918 (591 amino acids)
Biological process (GO): RNA export from nucleus; protein import into nucleus
Cellular component (GO): nuclear pore central transport channel; nuclear pore
Molecular function (GO): structural constituent of nuclear pore; phospholipid binding
Source: RefSeq, a predicted model, not a curated record